UUGAGUGCCUCUUCCGAUGGCAGAUGGCAAACAGUAGCUAUGGAGGAGGCGUGGCAGGUCAAAUGCAGCUCCGGCUGGCCGGUGCGGCCGGCGCUGCCGGCGUCGGUGGCCUCGUCCAAUCAGAUUAAUAUGAACGCACAACAAUUUCAUCAUCCCUCAGUGAUGCAAGUUACUAAUCUGCGGGGCAGUCAAAUGUUACAAGAGCCAGUGCUUCCGUAUUCUUUUAACGCAGAUUUGAGCAAAUCUGGUAACUCGGAGGCCGCCAAUUCAUUUCUUGCUCUUUUGUCCGGUAAUUCAAAUCAUUUAUCAGGUGAACUUUUGCACUCUCCUAUUCCAAGGUCAGAGCUGGCCAAGCUUCCUGUUCCUAACGGUGAUGCCUUGGGACAGUCUACAAGUCUCAGUUUCUCAGCAAAUUGCAUUUCACCCUUAUCAAAAUUCCAUUGCAAUGAUUCUAUCUUUAAUGGAGAUCUUUCUUCUUUUAUUGCAUCUCGGCCGGUAUUCUCAAGUAACUCCAAAGCCUCCGAUAUGGAUAAAGUCCUUCAACCACCCUGUUCUCAUUCUCAUAUUUUAGGUCCCAAAAUUGCUAUCAGACGCUCUUCUGAAGAUAUCACUAGAGGCACAGGAGUGUCCUCAAAGAGAUGUGGCUCACCUCCUCUAAAUAGCUAUGGCAUUCUACAUCAGAAUAACCAGACAUCUCAAAAUUCGCCAUCAGAUGCUAAUGUUCAUGGCCUUAUUCCUCCCUCAAGCUUUUUUAUAGGACGUCCACGCGUGUUGUGCAUGAAUACUACUGGAGAGCUCUUUCUUAAUGAAAUGGGACUACUAGGAAUUUUGUGCUCUUGUCAUUGUUUGCCUAUGUCCGUGGCAAAAUUUUGUCAGCAUUCCGGCUUGUCUUCAUCAAACCCGAGUGAGGUUGUAAGGAUGGAAAGUGGCAUGACUCUUGCACAAUGGUGCAAAAUGUGCUUUGGGAAUCGGGCUUCAGGUGAUCUCAGAGGAUCGGAACAGCCAAAAGAUUCCUCAGUGGAACGGUCUUCUUUUGGAUCUAAAUAUCCUGAAACAAUCAACUCAGAGGCAUUUGAUGGGCUAGGAAGAUCCGGAGAGCUUAGGAAGAAUCUAUAUGCUCAUCAUCCUAAUUUGGUGGGACAUGCUUCUAUGGAAAAUCCAGUGAAAAAUGAUUUGAAUUACGAUCAUGAAAAGAGAAACUUAGUGGUCAAUGGUCUUCAUCGAACAGGCCUUACGGAUUUAGCACGAGUUUACAUGCCAGUGAUAUCCGAGAGCAAUAAUUUACAUUCCAUAAAGGCGACUCCCGAAUUCGUGAACAUGAAUACGCGACAUUCAACUCCAAAUGGACAAGUGCAAAAUGUUGUUUCUCAACUAUUAUCUAAUAAUCUUAAAUUCAGACCGAACUCUGGAAAAACAUCUGUUUCCUACGCAUCCGGAGGGCCUAAGAAAAUUUUCCGCCAUGACAAGAACGUUAGUACCCGACCUAACACAUCAAAUGAAACAUUUGUUGUAGUUGGGGAUGGAUCUGAUCUGAGGCUGGGGCAACCAACUCAGCAUAAGCAUUCUUCUUUAUGUUCCUUUUCAACGGCAAUGAAUUUACCAUUACAGGAAGCAUGCAGGUCCCCAAAGGUCCAGCAACAAAACCAACCAUCUGAUAAAAGUAAUUUGCCUGUUGAUUGUGCCAGGGAAGUAAAGAGAGCAAGGCUGAAUCAGCCAUAUACUCCUGUAGAAGGAUCAUCCUCAGAUAGAAGACCGGCACAUAUUGAAUGUCGAACUGCCACUUGUCUACACAACUCUGAGUCAGAAGACCUUCUGACCUAUGCUAAUAAGGAUUCAUCAAUCUCAUUGUUUCUCUCACACCUAAGUGGAGGAACUGGCUUAGUUGACACUUCUAGCAAAGCUCAUGAUGGAAUAAGUAAUAUGACGGGUUCUAUUCAUUAUGAUUUGCUAUCUUCUAGAGAAAACAUUUCUCUAUGUGCUAGAAAUGAAGUUGGUGAAGCUGGUAUGGUAUCUUCGUUCAAUGAGUUCGAUAAUUUUAAUGAUAAAGGAAACCCUUCGAAUGUUAUCACUGAUUGUAGCAAUAUGGUGGGGAAUAAUGGUGCAAAUAGUAAGCAGAUUGAAGAUAGAAGUAGUUCACCUUUUAUUAGUGGGAAAUGCCUUCACCCUUGUCCUGUGGGCAUGGGAAAGUCGUCUUUGUUUUCUAGUCAGCUACAAAGAAGAAUACACAAGGGACCUGAUGCCAAGAACUCAAAUAAACAGGGAAACUUGUAUAUCCUUGAAAAUGGGUGUCAUCAUAAGCGUUUUGUUCAUGGUUCUGAGAUUCAAGCCUCCCAUUGGACAGGUUUAUGUUGUCCAGAUUCAAAAUCCCCAAUAACUCGGGCAUCUUCUAACUCCAAUUAUAUUUCAGAAACAAGUUGCUUGUCAUGUAAAUAUGACAAAAAUUUUUCAGACCAAUUGAUAAAUGGAGAUAUAAGGCUAUUGACUUCUGCAAGGCAUGAAAACUUGAUGGCUAAACACGAACCAUUAAGCAGAUCAUUUAAGAUGAAACAACAUGGAAAACUUUGCUGUCUCUCACCUAUGGAACCCCACCGGAAUUCAUGCGCAAAUGACUUGGUGGAACGGAAGGAUAUAACUUAUUGUAACAUUCAUCAGAAUGCGUCAGACUUGCAUUCAUUGCCUAGUUGUUACUGUAAUAAUCAUGGGGCUUCGCUUUGCAAAUGUGGUUCUGCGGCUUCAUACAAAUACUGCAAUUGUGCAGCUUCAACCCAAAGCACCACUCCAUGUUCAACGUUUUCAUCUUAUCAUGUUUGUGGUACUGAUAGCCAUAUUUGCUUUAGACCAAGGGAUAUCUUGAUUGAUACAUCUUUAGAUAAUGUUCAGCAUGAAAUGCGUAUCUGUAAGGCAGGAAAUCUUCCCGUCUCUGGAAAUUGUUGUUGUGCUACAAUCUCCAAGUGCAAGACGGGUUAUUGUUUUGGUGAGGCUGUAUGCGCUGCUGAUACCAUUAAUGACCCCAAUGUUAAUGGAACGUUGAAGCACGUAAAUCCAACUUUUGAUCAGGAUUCCGCAUUUGAGAAAGAAAAAACAGUUGAAUUAGAUCAAUGUGCAUGCUUUAAGAAAAGGAUUGUCAUGCAAAACAACUGCCAGACUGGUUUCCGGAGGGUUGUUUCCGGUAAGAUCAUAGGAUAUUCUACUGCUACUUCUGACAAUCAUGGAAGGACCUCUGAGGUCCCUCGAGUAAACAGACAAACAAAGACUGCAUCUAAGAAGUCAGAUGCAACUUUCAAGGCAUCCACGUCCUUGGAUGAGCAACAGUUGUCCAAUCGUUCUGGAUCUUCAGCUCCAGCGAUUACUGAAGUUUCAGUUGAAGUCAACAAGAAAGAUGCCCAGUUUUCAAAUGUUAAAACCACCAUGAUUUUAAAUAAUUCUGAGUUUGAUGAAGGAUCAGCAAUUGAGAAAUGCAGUUCCUCUGAUGAAAUGCUAGACGCUGGAAAAUGUAAAGAAGUUCCUGAUACCUGUUGCAAGGUUUCAGGUAAUAACACUGGGCCUGACUGCAUGUCGAGCCAUUCAUCCAUUAACAAUAUGGAUGAGCUUAAAUUUAGAUACGCAUCCAAUCAAAAGAAUGUUAGAAAUAAAAUUACUACUAGAUGUACAGAUCAAGAAAAUAAUUGUCAGAGACAGCAGUUAACUAACAUUUGGAAACUAGGGAGUAGAAAGGAAUCUCCUAAAGCUUACAAGUUGGAGAAAACAGUUUCUAAAUCAGUUUCCCAUUUUGCACAUUCAGAGCCUCUCGACUCUAUUGAUGAAGCAAAGCAUCUCCUAUCAUCAACACGGGAUGGUGUCUCUAUGCAACCUGACAAUGUUGUGGAAGGCACAGGCAUGGUUUCUAGUGGAUCCUCGAACGUCAAGCGCAAGAGAUCUGAUUUCACCUCCUCCAAGUUCAUAUCUUUGAAUAAGUUUGAGAACCAUAAUUUUCAGUUGAAAAAUGGUAAAAAUCCUUCUGAAGAAUUAGAAUUUUCUUUUGCAAUGGCGGAGAAAGAUAAUUUUACUGUACAUGGGAAAAGGCAUUUCUAUCAGAGUUUGAAUCAUCUAACUGGUGAAAGACCACCCAAGUACAUGUCACUAAGUUGUAUAGUGGACUCUAGGAACCAUGCAACAGAAGAUUCUACCAUAAGCAAAAGGCCAGUUGUUUGUGGAAAUUCUGGUAUCAUUUCUGGGGGUGCGUUGAAUGCUCCACAAAAACCUGCGAAAAUAGUUCCGCUUAACUUAAUUCUUAAAAAGGCUAGAAGAUGCAAGAGUUACUGGGAAGUUGAGCCUAAAACAUAUCGAUUGUCAAAAUUGGAAUGUACUGAUGCAAAAGACCAGCAAUGCAGUGAGUUAUCGACUUGCAAAUCACCGAAUGACAGUGGGAAUCCAUACAUUGGCAAACUUUUCAUGUCAGGUACGGAAUCUCAUGUGUUGAAUUUAGGUUUCGGGAAGGCUAUAAAAGAUACAUGGUAUGCUAGCAUGAUAUCUAGAAGCAAUUCUGUGAAUAAUAAAGUUGAUACUGGCGAGCAAUUGCAAACGAACAGAAGAAGGAGUGAGCCCUUUCCAGUUGACGCAGAAGCAUUGUGUUGUGUUUGUGGAGGUUCAAACAAAGAAGCAAUGAAUUGCUUGUUGGAAUGCAACCGAUGCAUGAUUAGAGUGCACCAGGCCUGCUAUGGUAUUUCCAAAUUUCCAAAGGACCUUUGGUAUUGCAGACCUUGCAAGUCGAACUCUCAGAACAUUGCUUGUGUUCUGUGUGGCUAUGAUGGAGGUGCAAUGACACGGGCACUGAGAAGUUCAAAUAUUGUGAAAAGUCUAUUAAAAGUCUGGAAAGUUACUGUUGGAUCCACUUCAAGAAAAAUAGUUUGGCCAUUUGAAAGUAUGAAGGAUGGAGUUUUGAAUCCAAGUUCGCUAGAACUAGAUGAAGCUGAAUAUGAUGAAUAUUCUUUUUUUCCAUCUGUUGGGUUUAGAAGCUUUGAAGCCUUUCCAGGCGCUGCUGCUGACAUAGAUGAGCACGACCAGAAGAAUACUACUGAAGAGACUGAUGGUUUUGCAGACAAAAUUAAUGUCAAUAAUAGUAUUAUUGAAGGAGCUUUUGAUCCAUCUGUUACGCAAUGGGUGCAUGUAGUUUGUGGGCUAUGGACUCCUGGUACACGAUGCCCAAAUGUUGGCAAAAUGAACGCUUUUGAUGUUUGUGGUGCUCAACCUGCCAUUCAAGAUAUUGUUUGCUCUCUUUGUGGCCGUCAUGGGGGUUCGUGCAUUAAGUGCAGAGUUUCAAAUUGCUCUAUCCAUUUCCAUCCUUGGUGUGCUCACCAGAAAGGUUUACUGCAAAGUGAGCUUGAAGGAGAAGAUAAUGAAAAGGUUGGCUUCUAUGGAAAUUGUAUACUGCAUGCCAGAAAUAAUUAUCAUCAUACUGAUAGUCAACCUAUGAAUGUGAAAGCACCAAAUCCUAGAAUAAAGGAGUGGGCUUGUGCUCGUACAGAGGGAUUUAGAGGCCGUGAUAGAUGCUUCAUUCUCAACUAUCGGAAGUCAUUCCCUGAUGGUGAUGGUUGCAUUGUGUCUCAAGUGCAGAUAAAUGCAUGGCUUCAUAUCAAUGGGCAGAAAUCAUGCAUGCGAGGUGUAAAAUCAGAAUGUUCUGAUGUUGAGUAUGAUCUUCGGAAAGAAUAUAUUAGAUACAAAUUGUCAAAAGGGUGGAAGCGUUUGGUUGUGUACAAGUCUGGCAUUCAUGCUCUUGGUCUUUAUACAUCUCAAUUCAUAGCUCGAGGAGCUAUGGUAGUUGAGUAUGUGGGUGAGAUUGUAGGACUUAGAGUUGCAGAUAAACGAGAAAUUGAGUACCAGUCGGGAAGGCGGCUACAAUGCAAAAGUGCAUGUUACUUCUUUAGGAUUGAUAAGGAGCAUAUUAUAGAUGCUACUCGGAAAGGGGGCAUUGCUCGAUUUGUCAACCACUCAUGUCUGCCAAAUUGCGUUGCCAAAAUAAUAUCCAUCAAGAAUGAGAAGAAGGUUGUGUUUUUUGCUGAAAGGGAUAUUAACCCUGGGGAGGAGAUUACUUAUGACUACCAUUUCAACCGGGAGGAUGAAGGUAAGAAAAUUCCUUGUUUCUGCAAUUCAAAAAAUUGUAGGAGGUAUCUAAACUAGGAAGCUUUUCUCCGGAAUUCAGAAUCUCGUUAGGCUCAUUGGUUCUAACUCUGUUCUUGAGAAGUUGUGCCAGUUUGAUUUUAAUGAGGUUUUCCUGCUAAAUUUGAAAAGACCGUUUAAGCGUCAAUUGAAUUUUUCGCAAAAAAUGGUAAUGUACCUGUAUAAUAUCAUUGCAACAUAAAUAAGAUUGCUGUGAUGAGGUUGGUUUUA
This is a messenger RNA of Dendrobium catenatum, 6366 nucleotides long. RefSeq lists its product as uncharacterized. NCBI's taxonomy places the organism in Eukaryota, Viridiplantae, Streptophyta, Magnoliopsida, Asparagales, Orchidaceae. The record is from RefSeq and is a predicted model, not a curated record. Gene Ontology annotation, cellular component: histone methyltransferase complex. Gene Ontology annotation, molecular function: histone H3K4 methyltransferase activity; protein binding. The transcript has 19 exons. The coding region runs from base 40 to 6156 and encodes 2038 amino acids. Gene Ontology annotation, biological process: positive regulation of DNA-templated transcription.